Messenger RNA from Cannabis sativa, 1105 nucleotides. RefSeq lists its product as uncharacterized. The transcript has a single exon. Lineage: Eukaryota; Viridiplantae; Streptophyta; Magnoliopsida; Rosales; Cannabaceae. The record is from RefSeq and is a predicted model, not a curated record. The coding region runs from base 409 to 846 and encodes 145 amino acids. Gene Ontology annotation, molecular function: calcium ion binding.
UAUAGUUUACUAAAUGUCCCAAUUCUAUAAGCACAAAACAAAACAAGUGUACAUACAUACCAUAGAAAUUUUCUAAAUAACAAUAACAAAUUGGAAAAUACAAAACAUCGAAGCACAAAACGAGUGGAUCGAGAAUGAUUCAAUGUAAAGAAUAAUAGAAGUUAGUGAUAGUGAAUAAGCCACAACAAAAGGACGCGUAACGAUAAAGGUUCGUGUGUCUUAUUCACCUUUCGCCACAGCAAACUCGAAUCUCACCACUUAUUGUCGAUUUUCUUACUAGUCUGACUAUUAAACGCCGCCGUUUCAUCAGGAGAUUUUGUAUUUGAUGUUAAAUGGUUUAUUUAAAGGUCUCCUUUUACAACUUUCGAUAUACCUACCAUUAAUAUUAAAAACCUAACAGCAUCAAACAUGGGCGUAGUGAUCAUAGACGGAUCGACGGUAAGGGACUUCGUCAGCGACGAACCGGAGUUCAACAAGAGCGUGGAUGAGCAAUUCGUAUCACUAGAUCUGAACAAGGACGGUGUUCUCUCCCGAACUGAGCUCCGGAAAGCUUUCCAGACGAUGAGGCUCAUCGAGAGCCACUUUGGGAUCGACGUGGCCACCACGGCCGAACAGCUCUCCCAGCUCUACGAUUCCAUCUUCGACAAGUUCGACUGCGACCGCAGCGGUACCGUCGAUCGAGAAGAGUUCAGGUCCGAGAUGAAGAAGAUCCUUCUCGCCAUAGCUGACGGCCUUGGCUCGUCACCGAUUCAGAUGGUUCUCGAGGACGACGAUCCGACGUUCCUCAAGCAAGCUGCGGAUCUUGAAGCUUCGAAGUUAGCUAAGCUCCAAUCCUCAAAUGCUUGAAACCUCAAAAUUUCGAAGUGAUGCUUUCUUUGUCUUUUAGUUUCUGCAUAUUACCUGUUUGUGAAAACGUUUGAGUGAAUAAAUUUAAGAAAUGAUAAAACAUAUACGUACGUUUUUGAGCUAGCUAUAAUAAUAAGAAUAUGUAUUUGUUGCAAACUUAUCUUUUAAGUUCAGUCAAAGUGUAAUUCCUAGAUCUACUUGUUUUGUGUUGGGGCUGUUUGUUUAUAUGAAAAGAGUGAGAAAAUUUUGAGCGCUAAAA